AUGAGAAACAAGAGUUAUGUUCAUCAUAUGCAAGAGGACACGGUACUUGAGAUUCUCUUGAGGCUGUCUGUCAAAUCAUUAUUGCGGUUUAAAUGUGUGUGUAGAUAUUGGCGCGACCUUAUCAAAAACUCCAAUUUCAUUAGCAAGCACCUCCAUCACCAAAACCGCAAGGCCUAUCUCCUCAUUCAACGGUACCACUAUAGCACCAGUAGAUAUGCUUUAGCUCUAUUGCGUCUUCAAAUGCUUACCAACAUGCCUAUUGUUUAUCAUGAUAUUGAGGAUCCUCAUACGCCCAAACGUCCAUCUGUUAUUGACUCAUUUAACGGUAUACUGUGUAUUUGUGAUGGGUGUCAAAUAGCAUUGUGGAACCCCACUACAAGAGAAUUUAAACCUCUCCCGGUAUCCGAUCCCGUCCUCCCACCCUAUACCAAGGCUUACAAUAAUCAUUAUGGAUUUGGGUUAGACCUAGUAACCAAUAACUACAAGGUGAUCUGGAUUCAGUAUCUUUGGGAUGAAAAAACUGAUUGCCCAUAUGAUCAUGCAGUUGUUUCAGUGUAUAACCUAGGUAUUGAUUCUUGGAAACUAGUUGAAGCUGAUUUAUGCCCCGAUGAUUACAUACAAGAGACUUUAGGCAACACAUGCAUAAAUGGACGUUAUUACUGGCUAAUUAAGGGAAAUGAUAAUAACUAUUUGGUCCUUUCGUUUGACAUGGAAAACGAGGCUUUUCAAAGGAUAUUGGCACCACUAGAAAUUAAUAAUUCACAAUUUGGCGCUCUUGCCUUGUACAAUGAAUCUAUUGCUCUGCUGCUUUAUGAUCCUCGUGAGGUAGAGAAGCAAGUUGACAUAUGGAUGAUGAUAGAGGAAGGAUAUUGGACCGAACAAUUAAUUAUCGGACCCUUAUCAAAUGUCGAUAGACUGCUUGGUUGCUCAAAAAAUGGAAAGUUCAUUUUCGAUAAUGACACUUCACAGUUGGUGAUUUACAGCCCUAACACCCAAGAAAUUAAGUACUUUGAACCUGGCGGAGAUAACUAUAGCCUUGAGGUUUUUGUAUAUGAGGAGAGCCUAGCUUCAGUUAAAGGAGAAAACCAAUUUUGGGAAGGACAUAAUACACUAUGGUCGGAGUUCAACUGCUUUUCACGUUCCAUCAGCCUCUCGUAG
Messenger RNA from Cornus florida, 1158 nucleotides. Its product is annotated as putative F-box protein At3g10430. NCBI's taxonomy places the organism in Eukaryota, Viridiplantae, Streptophyta, Magnoliopsida, Cornales, Cornaceae. Gene Ontology annotation, molecular function: protein binding. The transcript has a single exon. Bases 1 to 1158 code for a protein of 385 amino acids. The record is from RefSeq and is a predicted model, not a curated record.